AUGCUCAGCCCGGUUCAGCUGCCUAUCUAUCCUUGUUGCUUCGAUGCCCUUGCUUGGUCUCCGGACGGCGAGCUCGCCGUGGCCGCGGGAGAGCAAAUUCAGGUCUUGACCCCAGACGUGGGAAAGUCAACAUCAGCGCCCCAAAGGCAAGAAACAUGGCAAAUCACACGCUUCCGCGUUAAUGUCUUUACCUACGCUGAAUGGGCCGACAUCUACCCGCAAAAUCGAGAUGAUUUCUCAAUUGGAGCAGAACAGUCGACCAGCACCAUUCUUGCUAUGGCGUGGUCACCGCCAGGCCUGGCUCGAUUCCGGCGCAGUGUCCUAGCUGUGUUAACAUCAAAUCUAAUCCUGUCCUUUUGGGAACCGAUCGGGCCCAAGAGGCAAUGGACUAGGGUUGGCAUAGUGAACCAUCUUUUUCACGAAAACCCAUCACUUCCGACGAAAGUGGGAGGUGAAAUUCUUCGCAGAGUGAAUAUUCGUUCAUUCCAGUGGUGUGCACCUUUUAAAGUACCUGCGCCUGCCGGUGGCUCCAAUUCACUUCCUGAGUCCGAGAGCCGCUGGGGUAUUCAUAUGUUGGCUGUUGCAACGGACUUCAAUGAUCUGGCCCUGCUACGAGUACGUAGAUCCGCUGAGAUGCAAGGUUCUUCAAACCCCUACUGCGUUGAGAAGAUCACGCUUUGUCCGCUGGAUCAAGAAGGAGUGCAAUUUCCCAUGGCUGGUUCGGGUUCAAUUUUGCAUGGCAGGAUCCAGUCACAAGUUCGUGUCUCUUCAAUCUCAUGUGGUCCAUGGAUCAUGACUCCAGCUUCGCGCAAGGAUGAUGUUCAUUCCGUCACUGCAAUCCUUACCGCCGUGCAUGGAACUCAACUUCGUAUUUUCAAAGCUAGCGUUACUGUGCGGCGCUCGAGUGACAAAGAAGAGCACGUGCCUCGAUAUGAAGUUGCUGCUAAGCUGGGGGAUCACCAGGUGACAGAUCUUGCCUCCAAGUGGAAUCAUCAGCGUGUCACUGGUCCGAUAGAGUGGCUUUACACGAAUCAGGAUCAAAAUAUUGCUCUUGCAGUUGGUAUCACUGGGGGCCUCCUCACAAUCUCAAUGCGGCGCUCUGCGUACGACGGCACCAGCACAAAGGAAACACAAGUCCAAACUCGGAAUUGGCCUUUCUAUGAGCCAUUCUCGGAGAUUAAUGAUUCUCCAAAGAGACAUUGGGACCCGAUUACAGCGAUGACUACCUCACAAGAUGAAGAACACGGUACUUGCACACUCCAUGUCUGCACCACAGGUGGGCUAGGUGUUGCCGUCAGCCUCGACCAACUUGAUUCCGAUAAUGACCUACAAGUACCGGCAUGGAACAAGAUCGUUGAAACUUCUCGAGAGCAAUAUGAUUUGAACCGCGAUCUGGGAGGACAUGCCGUGGCGCGAAUGUGGGGGCUGACAUCUUACCGCGGCAUAAAUGCUGUUCUUUUCACAAAACAUCCUACAGAUAUGAUUGAAUAUCGGGUAGCGUCAGACGAGGACGCCACAAUUGCAUUUGCCUCUGAUGAGGCAGGUAGCAUACCGGACAAACAAGCCCUCAUCGCCCCGCGGGCAGAGAAUCAGGAAUCACGGACGGCUCAAAGCCGACGGGAAGCAGUGACCUCUUUUCUUCUUUCUCGGGAUGCCACUGCCACUAUGAGUAGAGAGGACCAGAAGCUCAUCUACGCAGCGGCAUGUUGCGGCAUCGUAGAUAGACACAACUCUGCAGUUCGCUCCAAGGCUCAGAAGUUAUUCGACCGCCUAGCGAAGGAGACAGGUACAGAUCAGAGUGAGGAAAUGGCUGCAUGUGAAUCCGAAUCCUCCUCAAUCCCGGCCAAGUCUUCGCAUCAGCUUGACCAGCCUGGUGGAUAUCUCUUUGAGCGGUGCGAGAUUUGUAAAGCGGGAAUUGCGUGGAUCUCGGCCACCGAGGCCCAAUGCGCGAAUGGUCAUCUAUUGGCACGCUGUGGGCUCACCUUCCUGACUAUCCAAGAGCCUGGGGUGUCGAAAUACUGCUCUGGUUGCCGCACCGAGUACAUGGACGAAGCGUUGGUCGCCCAUGUAUUCAAUGGCCAGCUGUUCCAGGAACUUUUCGAGACGUUUGAUACAUGCCUCUACUGUGACGCUAAGUUCCAGGCUAGCAUCUAG
Messenger RNA from Penicillium atrosanguineum, 2154 nucleotides. RefSeq lists its product as uncharacterized. Lineage: Eukaryota; Fungi; Ascomycota; Eurotiomycetes; Eurotiales; Aspergillaceae. The transcript has 5 exons. Bases 1 to 2154 code for a protein of 717 amino acids. Gene Ontology annotation, biological process: transcription initiation at RNA polymerase III promoter. The record is from RefSeq and is a predicted model, not a curated record. Gene Ontology annotation, cellular component: transcription factor TFIIIC complex. Gene Ontology annotation, molecular function: histone acetyltransferase activity.